AUGUCUUCCGCCGAGCUUGCCGUCUCCUACGCCGCCCUCAUCCUCGCCGAUGAGGAUAUCGAGAUCACUUCCGACAAGCUCCAAACCCUCAUCAAGGCCGCUGGUGUGACCGAUGUUGAGCCCAUCUGGACCUCUCUUUUCGCCAAGAUAAUCAGGGCUUACGCAGAAGUCUGCUCGGGUGAACUUGUGCUAAUUGGAACCUUUUUUUGUGUUGGACUUAAGGCUCUCGAUGGCAAGAACUUGAAGGACAUCCUAGUCAACGUUGGCUCUGGUGGUGGUGCCCCUGCCGCCGGUGGUGCUCCUGCUGCUGGUGGUGCUGCCGCUGCUGAGGCUGCUCCAGCUGAGGAAGAAAAGGCCGAGGAGGCCGAGGAGUCCGACGAGGACAUGGGCUUCGGUCUUUUCGAUUAA
Trichophyton verrucosum HKI 0517 is the source of this 408-nucleotide messenger RNA. RefSeq lists its product as uncharacterized. The record is from RefSeq and is a predicted model, not a curated record. NCBI's taxonomy places the organism in Eukaryota, Fungi, Ascomycota, Eurotiomycetes, Onygenales, Arthrodermataceae. Gene Ontology annotation, biological process: cytoplasmic translation; translational elongation. Gene Ontology annotation, cellular component: ribosome; cytosolic large ribosomal subunit. The transcript is spliced from 4 exons. Gene Ontology annotation, molecular function: ribonucleoprotein complex binding; protein kinase activator activity; structural constituent of ribosome. Bases 1 to 408 code for a protein of 135 amino acids.